AUGUCCAGCGUCUCCUCAGGGGGUCAACUGCUGGAAUGCCCCCUGUAUUUCUCCACAGCUGGGCGGGGAUGGCCUAACGAACCUAAAGCACACACAGCCACGCCCCACGUUUCUCUUAGUCGCCAUCUUUGCCGUGGCGUCAUUUUGCGUCGCAAGGGUGACCCAGAACGAGGGAAUCCUAGGCCCAGAGCCAGAGAAGAAUCCCCGACUGGCCGGAGGAGCCCUGCGGGAAGCCGGGGGCGUCUGGGGAAGGCGGAUGCGAAUUCGGGGGUGCCUGAUGGAUGGGGUCGAGGGCUGCUAAAUGAUGAACGGGUCCUCUCCGGAAAGGAGGACGAGUUCGGCACCGUCGAAAACAUCGACCUGAUCCAUCUCCCCUCCCGCCUCGCCGAGGAUGUCUCUUACGGUCCCACCGGCGCCGCCGGCCUCAUCCAGUCGCCUUACGUUCUAGCCGCUGCCUUCCUCGCCUCCUUCGGCGGCUUCUCCUUCGGCUACGACCAGGGCGUCAUCUCCAUCAUCAAUGUCAUGGAUCAGUUCCACGCUGUUUUCCCCGAGGCCAAGAGCGGCUUCGGUAAGGGCUUGAUAGGCAUGCUAGAGUUUGGAGCCUUUCUCGGCUGCUUUUUCAUGCCCUGGCUCGCCGAUAAGAUCUCCCGAAAAAGGGCCCUGACCGUUGUUGUAAUUAUCUUCAACAUCGGCGCUAUUCUCCAAACUGCUGCUGUCAAUUACGAGAUGCUUGUCGUGGGACGAACAAUUGGUGGAAUUGGCGUUGGUACGCUUGCUAUGGGCGCGCCUCUCUAUAUUGCCGAAAUCGCUCCUCCGAACUUGCGAGGUACUCUUCUCGUCCUCGAAUCCAUCUCUAUCGUUCUCGGCGUUGUCAUCUCCUUCUGGAUCACUUACGGCACACGCGACAUGACCGGCGAGAUCGCCUUCCGCCUGCCCUUCGGCCUCCAGAUGGUCUCUGCUACCAUUGUCGGGGCUGGCAUCCUCUUUUUCCCCUACUCUCCCCGUUGGCUCGCUCUUGUUGGCCGCAAUGAGGACGCCCUCCAGAGUCUCUCCAAGCUCCGCCGUCUCCCCACCACGGACGAGCGCGUCCAGAUCGAGUACCGCGGCAUCGUCGCCGACGCCCAAUUCCAGAAGACUGUCACUGAACGCCGCCAUCCUGGAGUUCAUGGCCUUAAGCUCGAGGUUGUCACUUGGCUCGAUCUCUUCAACCCCAAGACCUGGCGCCGAACUGCCGUCGGCUGCGGUAUCCUAUUCUUCCAGCAAUUCUCCGGCGUGAAUGCUUUUAUCUACUAUGCCCCCACCCUAUUCCAGUCUCUUGGUCAGUCUGAUGGUAUGUCUCUUAUUAUGUCGGGGAUUUUCAACAUCCUUCAGCUAGUUGCUGUCGUCAUCUGCUUCUUCAUCAUCGACCACGUUGGUCGACGACCCCUCGCCAUCUGGGGCGCUGUUGGCGGCGCAAUUUCCUGGGGAGUCAUGGCUAUCCUUGUCGGUCUGUUCUCCAAGAGCUGGGAUUCUCACCCUGCUGCUGGUUGGGCUGCCGUCGCUAUGGCCUUCAUGUUCAUUAUGGUUUACGGAAUCUCCUACUCCCCGCUCGGCUGGGCCCUACCUUCGGAGGUUUUCCCAUCAGCCACCAGGUCUAAAGGCGUUGCCCUAUCUACGGCAACGUGCUGGAUCUCUAAUUUCAUUGUAGGAAUCAUUACUCCGCCUAUGCUGGAAUCUCUUGGCUUCGGAACUUACAUCUUCUACGGCGCGUGGUGUGCCGUAGCUGCUGCUUGGGCCUACCUGCUUGUUCCCGAGACCAAGGGCAAGAGUUUGGAGCAGAUGGACGAAGUUUUUGGAGACAACAGCGGACAGGAAGAACGAGAGAUCAUGAGAGCGACUGCUGCUCAGGCCAUGGGGGUCAUUCCAGCAACCCGGGGUGUGUGA
Molecule: messenger RNA, 1923 nt
Organism: Ilyonectria robusta
Lineage: Eukaryota; Fungi; Ascomycota; Sordariomycetes; Hypocreales; Nectriaceae
Exons: 3
Coding region: 1-1923 (640 amino acids)
Biological process (GO): carbohydrate transport; transmembrane transport
Cellular component (GO): membrane
Molecular function (GO): carbohydrate:proton symporter activity
Source: RefSeq, a predicted model, not a curated record